Molecule: messenger RNA, 1062 nt
Organism: Schizophyllum commune H4-8
Lineage: Eukaryota; Fungi; Basidiomycota; Agaricomycetes; Agaricales; Schizophyllaceae
Exons: 7
Coding region: 485-964 (159 amino acids)
Source: RefSeq, a predicted model, not a curated record
AGCAAAUCUAGCGAAGGUGAUGAAGAGGUCUUCCGUAUUCCUUCCCGUGCCGCCCAACUUGCUGUACCUCCGCGUUGCCGUAGAGGGAGAUUAUACAGGCACAAUCUCCAGAGCAGUCAAAGCGGUCUGCAACUCCAGAAGCCCGACGAGGCCUCCAAGGUGAUGACGGCGGGGCGGGGUAAACCGCCCAGUGCGGUGUCACACACGCAUCAAAGGGGCAUCUCCCUCUCGCGCGCAGAACGGGCAUAUGCGCUGGUCCGAUGGCAAUGGUAAGAUGAGGGCGUAUAUAUACGAUGCUCGAAGGGCUGGGUGGUCUUCCAUUUUGCUGCGACGACGUCUCUUUUGCUGCUGAUCCCACGCCUCUCAGCCACACGUCCCGCCAACCUCCUCGCCCGCCCUGUUGUCCUCGAUCUUCGCGCGUGCCGCUCGCGUCCCUCGCCGUCCCCCCUUCUCCCCCGCUCGCACUCUUCAUCGUAGCGCAAAGAUGCCGAACUGGGAUAUUUUGAGCGACCAGAUGGAGGUCUUCCACAACGAGCACAAGCGCCACUUCGAACAGCUAUACAGGCUCGCAGACGGCUCCUUCGUGGCCAUGGGCUGGUCAUUGCCAUUAUACUUGCGCAGCGCCGCCCAGUUCUCCAUGCAACUACAAAACCAUCACGACAUCGAGGAGGCGUGGUGGUUCCCCUACCUUGGCAAACGCAUGCCGGAGUUCUCGCACAACGACCGCGGCGAGCACGUCCGUUCGCAUGAACUGAUCCACAAAGGUCUGGACGACCUGAACAAGCUUGUGGCGAAGUGGGCGCGCGACAACUCAUCGUACAAUGGGGCGGAGAUGCGCGCAUGUCUAGACAGUUUCCGCGAAGGGUUGAUGAAGCAUCUCGAUGACGAGGUGCGCGACUUGAAGGGAGAGAACUUGAAGAAGUACUGGAGGUUCGAAGAGUUGCGGCCGCUCAUGUUCCAUUAGACUCCAUAUAGCUUACACACUGGGACUGCGCUGGAUCGUCGUCUCCUUUAUUAUGAUCUUCGGUUGGAUGCUCGUGCAUGGGAUGGAUUUGCCCGUCG